This is a messenger RNA of Anopheles stephensi (Asian malaria mosquito), 4886 nucleotides long. It is a transcript of the gene Fancd2, whose product is annotated as Fanconi anemia group D2 protein homolog. Bases 314 to 4834 code for a protein of 1506 amino acids. Gene Ontology annotation, cellular component: nucleus; condensed chromosome. The record is from RefSeq and is a predicted model, not a curated record. Gene Ontology annotation, biological process: mitotic intra-S DNA damage checkpoint signaling; double-strand break repair involved in meiotic recombination; interstrand cross-link repair. Gene Ontology annotation, molecular function: DNA polymerase binding. Lineage: Eukaryota; Metazoa; Arthropoda; Insecta; Diptera; Culicidae. The transcript has 3 exons.
UUUAAAUUUCAAGGCUUUGGAAUUGAUUUCUUAAAAUGUGUUUCUUCUUCAUUUCUUAUGUAUUUCACUAUGAACGGAGUACAAUUUGAUGAACAAAAGAUGUGUCGGGAUUUUAUUUUGGAUUUAUUUUUCUGUUUUUUCUUUGUUUAUAUUGCAGACGACCCCUGUACUCUGCAUUUGACAGCCACCCGCUGUCAAACAUUUAAAUCCCACCAAUUUUUGAAAACACACAACUUUGCGCGCUUGACCGCUACCGGUCGUGAAGGCGGUCGUGAAUAUUCCCGUUCAUCCCCAAAACCCAACCAACGCCCACAUGAACGAAGCAUACUCACAGGCCAAACGGCGCCGGCACGCUCAACCCGGCAACGAGCGUGGCCAAAAUGAGCAGGAAGAGGACGAUUUCUUUGGCAGCCAGUUUUCGGUACCGGCUUCGCAGGCCGCCAGCCAGCGUCGAUAUUUGUCCCAGCGCAGCAACCUGCAGCGGUCGCAGGUGGUUAAACCCGGACGCAAACCACCGACAAACUACUACGAAAGUGUCCUGUUUAUGGCCGGGCUCAGUUUGGACGAGCCGGGCGGUGUCGUGGUGCUGAAGUGUGAACCGAUCGUGUUCAUGCACAAGCUGAAGAGUGUCCUGCGCACGAAUGCCGACUAUCCGACGAACGUGGACCGGUUUUUGGCCGGCAUCGAGGUAACCAUGAAGGAUCGAACCAGUUUUCUGAAGCUGCUCGAAUGUUGCCAGGUGGUGCCGAGCGCGGCCACGGUGCAUGAGGACGCACUGCAACCCGUCCGUAAGCCCGUGCAGGAGAGUUUGAUGAAGAUGUUUCUGCUGGUGGACUUUCUGCAGCUGAAGCUGAUCGAACUGCUGUUCGGGUACCUGAUGCAGGAGCUCGGUACCGUUGCUUCCCCGGACGGAGGACUGAUGGUUGAAGAUUCGAUCGUCGGCUUUGUGCUGUCCCAGCUGAAAUUUAUAGACCACGUCCAGAACGGUGAGCUAGUGUUCGAGAAGGUGUUCGAGCUGCUGGCGAAAGCGAACCGCAACCAGGUGGUGUUCGACGAGAUCAUCUUCAGCCUGGAGGAUGUGAUCGACGUGUCGAAGCACGAUGACGCGCUUGCCCGGCUGGUAAAGUUGCGACCCCGUCCACAGGAUCUGAUCACACCCAGCACCGUGGAGGUGUUUACCGGUAUGUGCCUGAGCGUGCAAACGCUCGAGUUGCUCCGGCGCAAGGUGGUACAGUAUGUGGCGGACGGCUGCCCACUCCGGUACUAUCCAGCGUUGGUGAAGAUGCUGCUCAAGUUUAAUCGUACCGAGCCGCCGGAAAACAUUGCCGCAAUCGUACGGGAAGUUCGUCGGCUGCUCGACACCAGCGCGCACGGCGAUACCUGGACGGCAACCGCUUCCACUGCGGACGACUGUGCGGAGCAGGUGCUGCGUACGAUCUAUCAAGCAAUAUCGGCUUCGGCGCUGCUGUACGAUGCCUGGAUCACCGUCAUUCGGCAGCUGCCGAGCGCCGAGGACCAUCUGCCCGUCGAUCUGCUGCUGCUCACCAUCGCCACCACGAUCAACGAGGUAAAGGCACCCCGCAUACGCAAGCUGACGAUCAAAAAGAUCGAGCAACAGUGCUUUACCGACGCGCACACGGACCUGCUGGUCGGUGGCUGCUUUCACCGCGUGCUGCAAACCCAUCUCGACGGCUUUCUGCAGCUGAUCGAGUGCUGCACGCGCGAAAAGCACGAGCGUGUGUGUGAGUUUGGUGUGGCCGCGAUGAGCGCACUGUUUGCGCUCGAUCAGUCCGUCAUUGCCACCGACAAUCGGGUCGUGCUGAGCAAGAUCGUUGGGUUCAUCUGCGAAAUGGCGUCGGCGAAUGUGGCGAGCCGGAACGAUUUCCUCAUCGGCCGAUGCAUUGGAGCGUUGCGCAAGCUCCACGACUCGCACCCGAAAGAGAUCGAACGCAGUGCGGAACUGCUGCUCCGCAUACUGGACAUCGCACCGGAACUGACGCUGAAACAGUACCGUCCGCUGAUCGGCGUGAUUUAUGCGGCCGCCAUUCCCUCCCGCCGGAACGACGAUGAUACGGAGCUGACCGCGAUCCGGGACAACCUGGAGAUCAUCGUCAAGAAGCAGCUGAUGUGCGACAACAAGGACACCAAGCGGAAGGGCAUCAUCGGGUUGGUGCAGAUGGUGUACUAUCUCUCGCUCGUACCCACCCCCACCGACGAUGCACCCGAGCUUAGCGCGAGCUUCGAUUCCGAGCGUACGAUCGGAACGGUCAGCGACAUUCCCAGCGUAACCGGCCGCAACCUGGCCAAUCUUGUCAGCACACUCUUCCUGUCCACCAACCAGUCGCCGGAUUUGCUCGCCAUAUGUUACGAUGAGUUGGCGAGCAUGUUGGCCCAGGCCCGCCCCCGGUCGGCGCCCGCCUGGGAGAAAACGUUCAUCAUAUGGUUGUGCGAUACGAUCACGAUGGAUUUUCAGGGCACGUUUCUGGUGGAAAACGAAACGCCCCUCCCGUCGCGGGAUGCAACCGGACCGGCCGGCAUUCUGCUUGCACGCAAACUGUGCAUCAACGAGGCGGACGAGGAGGAACCGGUCAAUACGGAGGCGGCUUCGAUCGCGGUGAACGUUGGUGGGGCGGUGCUGGUGCAUGGUGGCGGCAGUCGCCAUACAGCCAUCGGCUAUCUGGCACCGAUUUUUAGACUAAUGCGUACACUGCACUACGUACGGUAUGGUGGGGCGCUCGAGUCGAUCAAUGCGCUGCUGGGUUGUACGCUCGUCGUACCCGACUUCUACGGCGUUAACGAGGAGGAAGAACGGCGCUUUUCGAUCGAUCUGUACGACGAAGCGUCGUGUACGCUGCUGCUCGACAUCUACUUCUAUCUGGCCAACUGGUUCCGGGAGUGUGUGAGCGCGUUCGUAGGCCAGGAAGACGCCGCGAUGCGACGGAAGGUGCUCGAACGUCUGCAUGAGCUCGUAACGCUGGAACAUCGGCUCGGACGCAUGCUGGAACGAAUGGUCGCGGACGGCGAGUACAUUCCACCGCUCGCAUCCGACUUUAUGGAUCCACCGGCUGGCGCGUCGAAGAAACUAAAGCUGGCGGAAGCCCAGCGAGCCGGUCGUCCGCGGGCGGGAGCACACGAUAAGACGGUCAAUCUCGAUGCACCACUCAGCACGCAAACGGCAGCCGCAACUGCACCCUCCACGGUGGGACAGUUUAAUGAGCAAAGUUUGCUGCUGCGCUGUGCCUUUGCCCUUCGCCGGAUGGAUCCGGAGCUGGUGCGGCUGUUCGCCGUGCCGCUGGUACCGGCCCGCGUGCUUGAACUGCCGGCACAGCGCGGUACGUGUCUCGCGCUGCCCGAGUACCGUUUCGUGCUGGAAAAUGUGACCGUUGCGCUGGAACAGUCGAGCGAAGCGGAGGGUCGCUACCGGCGGUGUAUGGUGGACCGUUGGCAAGAGUUCGCCGAGCGGACGGGUGUUCUGCAGCAGCGUCUGCAGGAAGCAACGCACCGUUUGCAACCCGCUUCCGUUCAGGAGCUGCUUCCGCUGAAGUCCUGCUACCUCUGGAGUCUUCGGCUGGCAACGGCAAUGCUGACGUGGAAACGGUUCCGCGAGCAGCGUGGCCGAGCCGAGCUGGUGCGGGUGUUGCGACUGCUGGUGGAGAAGCUUACCGACCCGGCCGAACCCACUGCGGACGAUUUGCAUCUGACGGAGCUGGCAAAGCUCCUGCUGAAAGGGCUCGUCGUGCAGGAAGCGUGCUUCGGUGAUCUUUCGAUCGCAGCCCAGCUAUAUCGACUGGCACGCGCGGUCGGUGAGAGUGUCGGUGAUCGGACCACUGCCUCCCGCUCUAUAGCUCGGUUUACGCGUAGCAUUCUCACCGCACCGGACAUCCGUUCAGCGGACAGCAGAGCGAACCAGCACUUCACAACCAUCCUGGAUGGGUUGAUCGAGACGGUCGGGUUGAAGCCACUCAAGCAGCUUAUCGUUGAUAUGCGGCAGGAUGUAAGCAUCGACGAUAGGAUCACCAACGCUAAGUCGGGUGGCAAAUCGAAAGGGAGUAAAGAAUCGUCCCCAGCUACCACCACCGUCCGCACGUUUGCCUCCUUCAAGCGACCACACUACGCCCUACUGUUCAAGGGCUUGUGCCGAGCGUUUCUGCGCGUGCUGCAGGACGAAAUACGUGCCCGGGCUGGUGCGGGUGGCGGUCCGAACCGUCGGCUCGAGCUGUGGGAAACGGCAUGCGAAGCGACGGGCGAACUAACCAACAUCGUUAAGCGUGCGCAGCACGCAGGCAACUUCGGCAUCUACCUCCGUUUCGCGCAGAUCUUUAUCAAGCUGUUUCUCAAGAGUGGUCUGCCCGCGCUCGAAACCGUACUGCGCUCGUCCGCGGAGCGUGCGUCCAAUCUGCUGUCGACACUGCAAACCACCACCCGCUAUCUGCACAACGUAUGCUGCCAGACGAAGGUGGCCAAGGGGACCGGCUCAUCUGCCGGUGCACUCGCCCAGAUUCCUUUCGUGCGGGAGUCGGUCGAGACGCUGGUGUAUCGCGUAAAGGCCGCCCUGGUGGCGAACCGCUGCUCUGCCGUCUUCUGGAUGGGCAAUCUGAAGAACAAGGAUAUGCAGGGUGAUCUGAUCGCUUCCCAGCUGCCUGCACCCGAAUCGGACGAGGGGGAGGAAGAGGACGGGACGAAUGAUGCGUUGCAGGACGCAUCCGACAUUGCGGACGAUCUGAGCGAUGAUGGUGGCGAGAGUGGUGCACCGGUUGCUGGGACAUCGGCAACGACGCGCCCCAACCGAGGGGCAGCUAGCGUAACGAAAUCGUCUCAGAGUAAGUGCUUCUGAGCUCUGAACUACCUGAUAUUUACUAAGACAAAUAAAUAAACUGGGGAAAGCA